UUGUGAUUAAAACAGCUAAUGUAGCAUAUAUUGGAUAAUAAUCCAAAUAUGGAGCACUGGGGUAUAUGGGAUUGGACUAAAUUUAUUUGUUGCAAUCAUAGGCCAAUAGAAGUUGGCGAUCAUUUGCUCAGUUAUCCUCAGCCCAAGAAUGGCAUAACCGACUUACAAGAAUUGGUUGUUAAUAACAGAUCUGCACCGGCAGUGUAUCGGUCGGAGUACGACAACCAAUACUAUUAUGCAGACAAUCCCGUCGGUUAUUUUCCCGUCAAUUUAGACAACGAAAGUCACCGAAUUAUGGACGGGAUUAGACUUCAAUUGCAUAAACGUAAAGGCAAUUCGUGGCGCUCUCCUCCUGUCCGCAGAUCAACCGAAUCUCAGGUCACACUUCGCGGUUGGCUCUAUCGGCUCGAAGGGGCGGCACUUAAACAAUGGAAGAGGAGAUGGUGUGUCCUCGCAGACUAUUGUCUAUUUUAUUAUAAAGAUAUGGAAGAGGAAAGACUAUUGGGAUCACUAUUACUUCCGAGUUAUAAGAUAACUCCGUGUCUUAAUGAGGAUGGAAUCGCUCGCAAGUAUGCGUUCAAAGCAGAGCACAAUAAUAUGAAGACAUACUAUUUUGCCGCCGACUCUAAGGAAAGUCAGAGCCAAUGGAUGAACUCAUUGUCUUUGGCAUCUAUUAUGCAGUUGUCUACCGCUUUCUCUACCGUUCGCAAUGAUGGAGACGGACAGGAAGUUGUGGAUGAAAAUAAUGAAGACGAAGAGGAGUCUGGCUUUGUUUCAUAUCAGUCGCGACGAUCAAACUCCGGUGCAGUCAAUAAUAAUCAAUCGUAUGAAGAAAAUAUAGCUUCAGAUGACAAAUAUCCCGGUUCUUACAAUUCGGUAGGUCUUCCAGUAGUUUAUCAACAACAUAGACAACCAAUUCAACGAUCACAUUACGUGAACGCACCUCCAAAGCCAAAGCGCCAGUAUUAUGACAACUCAGACCUGUAUGUCAUUCCUCCGACAGCACAAUAUAAUAGUCACAGUCAUCAGACACCAGAUCUGAUAGCACAUGACUCCUAUAACAGCAAUUAUUUGCCAAAUAAUUAUUUCACACAAUCCUAUCCACCAUAUGAUGAACAAACGUCACCUCCAUAUCAUUUGCCGCCUCCCAGUCAAACCCCCCGGUUUUCUCAUCUCCCUCCGAGACCUCAUUCGGCAGACUUUCUGGAGCGCGAUCAGGAAGAUGAAGAAGAAGAUGAUGAGUGCCAAAAGAUUAUGCCAAACGAUGGUUUUACUACUGGUUCUCAACCAUCUGAUAACUAUUACAAUGCAUCGCAAACACAGGAACCGCCAAAUAUUAUGCCCGUCCGACCAAAAUCCAGUCUCGAUCGGUACGAUCCUUAUUCCCGAUUCUAUUUAGAACAACAAACAAAUUAUGUAACGCCACCUAAUUAUCCAUCGGUACCGAACACUACAAAUCACGGUCACAAAGAGCCCCGUCCCUGGUCUGACUACUUGGUUAACGCCAAUAUUGUCACAUCUCCUCAAAGCGAUAAUCACAUCGCAAACCAAACCUUCUCACAUCACUUAUCGUCUUCACAUUUACCUCAUUAUCAUUCAUCAAAUGCCAAUUCCUAUGGUUUAGAUCCGGAAACCCCUCGAAACUAUCAACGAGAAGAAAGUCUUCAGCGUUUACUUGAAUGGAAGCAACGAAUGCUUCAAUCACCGCUAACCAAAAGAAAUUGGUCUCAACCUCAACAACAACAACAGCAACAGCAACAGCAACAACAACAGCAGUCACAACAACAACAGUCUCAACAACCACCGGUACCACCGAUUCCACAAUCAAUGCAACAACAAAGUACAAAACCAGUGGAACUGCCCUCCAGACCUCCUCUACCUGAAGAAUAUCGCUCAAAGUUCACAAUGAAGGAUGUAUUCAAAGUUUCGCAGCAAAAAGACAGAGAUUACAUACCAUCACAACAGUACCAACAAAGAGAAAGAUCAAAGAGUAUUGGAGAUGGAAGUGAAUUCGUGACACAAACUGAUGAUAACAUACAAUCACCACAAAAGAACACAUCAGUCAACUAUUCCUCAGAUGACGAGGCUGAACUAAGCCUUCAAAUGCUAAAUAAUAAACGAUUGAAUGACAAUAAAAUGAUUUCUCGGACGACACCUGAUUAUAUAAAUAUCAAUACGUUUGGCAAAGAUAGUGAUAAAGAGUCUGAUCUGGAUAUAAGUAAAGAGGAUUAUUAUAGGGCUUCCACUAUAUUUUAUCAGAGAUCACUUGAGUCGGGGCGACAAAGUAUACUCAUGAGUCCCAUUAGUUUUAAUGAGUCGGUCAGCAGCAAGAAUGACAGUAUUUCACAUUUAUUUAAUAAACACGAUUGGGAUGAAGUGGGUCUACCCGUUCCCGAUGAGGCAUCACUGGCCAGAACUGCAUCCAGAAGGAGCUUAAAAAGAGUUAACAAUACAAUCGAUUUAAUGGACAAAAAUGAAUUCCAUAGUAAAGAAUCAGAACAUGAAUUUAAUUAUGAAAAACGUGAAGAUGGAGAUGGAGUCGAGGAAUACUCUGUGAAAGGAUUGCUUAAGAAGUUUAACGAAAUAGAAACCAAAAACUUGAAGCCAAUUGAUAAUCAAAAUGAUAACAAACUAUUUAAUGAAGACCUCACCAUUAAAUCUAAUAAUGUAUUCAAUUGUGAUACAAACGGCAAAACACCAGUGAAUUGCAAUAAUAUUUACAAUAAUAAUCAUAAUUUGUUUGCAAAAAGUUAUGUCAGCGACAGUGAAAUGUUGGACAAUAACUCGUCGAUCGAUGAAGAAGAGAAUAAUACGUCAAAGUCUGCACCACUGAUGCUCUCUCCGCUGACCAAAGUGUUGGCUGAUCUCAGAAAGACUGCUGACGUUCGUAAAGAAAAGUUAUAUUCGUUAUCACGAAAUCUCUCGACUGUUACUAAACAGACAAAAGUGGAUCAAGUGAUCGAAACGAAAGAUGCGCUUCACUUACUCGACAAACAUAUUGAUAACGCGAGUUCUCACGAAGUAAAGCAUCACAACUGUGACCAACUGUCACAACAGCAAUCAGAUUAUCUUAAUAUGAAUACAAUUGCCAAAAAAGAUGAAGAUGUUUACAUUCAAAUGAACGGUAAUGAAGAGGUCGACAAAGAAAGUGACGCCGCAGAUGAUGCCGACGAUGAGGCCAGUCGUGACUUUGAUACUGUUGGCCAUCAGCCAGAAGUUAUCGCAGAAAAUGGUAUUAAACUGAAGGCCGGUUGCAAAGUAAGAACAUAUAAGAAACCUCGACCGGAACCGGUGCCUAAUCUGGCUGAACAUCUGAGUUCACGAAUGCCAUUAAACCCGAACCCGGCUUAUGAAGCACUCGGAGAUAUUUGCGUUACAAAUACUAGCAAUAAAGAGAAGAAGAGUUCUUCGCCUAAAGAAAUAAAUAACAAUAAUUGUACGGAAAAGCAAAGGUCUGCAAACGCACCCUAUUAUAUGUCUGAUCUGUUAUCAGAGGAACAACAGAUCGCAUUGCAAGAGAAGUUGGCCGCCCGUCAAACGGGUUCUCCGCCACCACUUCUUUCGCGAUGUAAUGCUCUAAAUAAUACCCGAUAUUUGGGGACCACAUCUCUUCAAAAAGGUGAUGUCGGCAAACGGGUUAAUAAUAUUAACACUAAUAAUAAUCAUAAUAAAAAUGAACCGACGGUUGUGUUAAAUAAUAGCAUUACAAACAACACACUAAACAAUGCCAUUCAAAGUACUGUAAUUCAAGCGACAGAUAGUAUAGAGAAUUCAUUGAAAUCACUAUUACUGCCAAAUGUGUCCAAAUUUAUUGACGCCGAGCGUAACAAAUAUGAAGCGGGAAAUACACUUCAAAAAGUGCCACAAAAUGAUAAAUCGUUUAUUGCCAACACUGGCAGCAAACGGUGCUUCACUCCUGACUUAAGCCAUUCCUCUCAAGUAAAGACUGAUCUCUCAUAUGAUGAACAAAUGAAUGGUUUUGUAGAUAAUUCAUAUUUUUUGAAACGUCGCUCAAAAUCAUUGGACGGUCUUAUAGACACUGCCGACAAUAACAGACAUAUCUAUGAAAAUCUAGAACAACAACAACAACAAACAUCACCAGAAAUUGUGCUCAAAGAAAACGAUUCUGUGUUCAUCAAUAGUGAUAAUAACUUAUCUGAUGACUCUAUGACUAUUGAAGUUAUGAGACGAGUCAGUCAAAGACAUUUUUCUGACAAUUAUAGUUUAAGGUCUUCAUCACUGAGUCAACAAUCCGUGCCAUUAGAGUUUGACGGUUUAAAUAAAGGUUUUGAUGUCUUCAGUGACAGUGAAUCUGAUUUGAGUUCAUUGAUUGAGUUGUCCACAGACUCCAUUUCGGGUCCAAUAAUGGCUGAAAAAGUCCGAAAGCGUCGGUCGUCUCACAAAAGGCGCUCAAAAGACGACUUAAACGCAUCCGACUCAGAGAUCCAGAAACCAAAUACAAGUAAACCUAUGCACGUAAAGCCUAAGUCAUUGCGAGAUCACAAGUCCUCGCGAUUGUGUGUCUCAACGGGUGAUCUAUUGGGCAAAUCUCAUGAAGAAUUGGUUUUAUUGCUAAUACAAUUGAGAAGAACUCAAUCACAGUUUGCCAAAAAUUGUGAUCAAUUGAGACUUCAGAUGGAAAGCGAAGAGAAGAUGAUUGAGAUUGAACCGCACAGAAGGGAUGAACAUAAACUCAAAUUUAGAGAAAUAAGGGAACAACUGGUCGAGUAUGAGAAGCAGUAUGACAUGCAAUCUCAACUCAUCCAAACUGUCGAUAAUAUGAUUAAAAUGCAUAAUCCUAUAAAUGGUGACGAUUUUAGUGAUAAAAGAGCAAAAGCCGUCUCAACAUCUGUCUUGGAUCAGGUGUCACUCGAAGAAGAAACAACACAUUUAUCUGUUCUUCAACAGGACAAAGAAAUUCUUGAACGCACUCUUGAAGGCGUCAAAAAUAAAGUCGCAAAAAUAGGUACCGAAUCAUCUGUUCCAGUCAUCAAUCUUGAAAAGCUUAAGAAACAGCAGCGUAUGAUUGAAGGAGAGUUAAGUCGAGUGAGAGGUCUUUUAACUCAUUCAGCCAAACGUCUUGAGGAGAAAGCGGCCGAAAACGCACAGAUAGAGCACGACGUGUUGAUCGCCAAAAAUAAACUCAAACAAGUCUUGGCCAAUGAAGAGGCCAUUGAAUCAAACAGAGCUCAAAAUCUUGAGGCAGAGUUAGCUCAGAUUAACCAAGUGAUCGAUGAUCUGCAUAACAGACGCGUUGAACUGAAUGCUGCAAUUGAGUCAAUCAAAGUGACCGAAAAGAAAAGAGAGAUCGUUCGGGCCAGUCCUACCGGGUUGGCCGGUGCCGUACCACUGCCCGGAAAAAAGAAAAUCACCACUACUUAUAUGGAAACAGAUCUCGAUUCAGGUACUACUCGAGAUUUGGCUCAUACACAAAGAAAUGGUGGUCUCGAUGGUGAAGACAUUCCUCUUUAUGAAAAUCUUGAAAAUAACAAUAAUCUGAUUGCAAACAACAAUAAUGUCAUCGACAACAUGACUGCUGAACAACUUCUUAGUAAACUACAAGCAAAUGAAGACUUAUUGUCUGGAAAUGUUGAGGAUAUCGUUGACGAACAGAUGCGACAAUUUUAUGGUAUUUUACCACAAAAACCAAAUGAAAUCAAAACAGUUAGGAUUGUUAAGAGAGAAGCAGAAAGAAGAAGAAUUAAUUUCGCUAAUUCUUCGUCAAAAAGUUCUGACGCUUUCUGGAGUAGUAGUCAAUUGAGUGACAGUGAGUUUAUGGCCUCCGGAUCUAUUGGUGGUAUUGGAUCCAUUCCACCGCCAUAUUAUUAUGAAGAUCAUGAUUUUGGCGACGGCGACGAUAUUUUCAAUAAUUUUGGCCAAAAGGAUGAGUGCAAUGAUGACAAUAAUUGUUUGAUUGAUAGUCUUAAUUCAGAAUUUCAAAGAACUCAUUUGUAUAAUAAUUCAAAUAAUAUUAAUAGCAAAUCUGUAUCAAAUGAUAACCAAUUAUUACAUCAACAACAAGAGCUCUUCUGUAGGCCUGAGCGCACCCGAAGUGCCUCUCUAUCACUUCCAUCUACUUCUUGCAACUCUACAUCUGCUCUCAAUUCUGCUUCCUUUCCAUUCCGUUUGACACACAUUCGGCGACUUGAGUCCAAAUAUGGCCGACUCGGGCCCACCCGCAGACAUCAUACCAUAUCUAGCAGUCAGCCUCACUUAAAUCAUAGCAGUUAUCAUUCGAUUUCAAAGACAUGGCGUUCAAGAGAUGAUACAGACAUUGAUCUGCAGAGUCGUAAUGUUAACACACCCGACAUCGUCAAGAGUACCAUCAAAAAGAAUGAUGACUUCGACGACAAGUUCAUUGAACGUGAAAUAAUGCUUCCAAAGAAGAUCGAUAUCCCUGAGCGCUACGUACGCGAUGACGAGCCCGAAGAGAUAUCGGCCUCAGAAAAACUGAAAAGAAGUCUUAAAGCAGAGAUGAUUCGCAAAAUGCUAAGCGAAAGCACCACUUAUGAAGAUGUCAGACGAGAUACCAAUCAACACAUGAUAUCAUCUUCCUCUUCAUCAUCAGCUUUAGGCUCUGAAGAAAAUAUUUUAAAUGAUGAAUCAAAAGUCAAGUUAAAUGAAGAGAAGAAACGUAGGGCUCAAUUGUUAGCGUUGAACCACGAAUUGGCCAAAGAAGUGAUGGAAAGGAGUAGAAUAGUUGCAGCUUUGGCCACAUUGACCACAGUUGAUGAUAAUAACACCUUUAGAUCAUUUGAAGAAAUGAAAAAUUUAAGUGAAAAAGAUUUAAUUGAAAUGAUUGAACGCGAAUGGCCUCAAACUAAUAAAACAAAUUAA
Molecule: messenger RNA, 6837 nt
Organism: Oppia nitens
Lineage: Eukaryota; Metazoa; Arthropoda; Arachnida; Sarcoptiformes; Oppiidae
Exons: 10
Coding region: 49-6837 (2262 amino acids)
Source: RefSeq, a predicted model, not a curated record